Messenger RNA from Perkinsus marinus ATCC 50983, 1284 nucleotides. RefSeq lists its product as hypothetical. Lineage: Eukaryota; Perkinsozoa; Perkinsida; Perkinsidae. The coding region runs from base 1 to 1284 and encodes 427 amino acids. The record is from RefSeq and is a predicted model, not a curated record. The transcript is spliced from 14 exons.
AUGUAUGAGGGCAUUCGAGGGGAGUUACGGCAAUGGGCGGUUGCGGCUGAUAAGAAAUUGGCAGAGCAUUUGGAUAAGUGUCGAAGGGAAGUGGCUGCUUCUCGUGAGGAGUGUCGUAAAGAAACGCACGAGGUCCUCGAGCAGGCCUCUAAGGGGGAUCGGAAGGCUCUGAUUGACCUGAAAGCGAUGGUUGAGGAUCUUCGUAGUGAGGUGGAGGAAGUAUCUUCGGAGAUGAGGAAGGACACUCACACGCUUGAGAGCGUCGACUCACGCAUCGUGCAGAGCACACGCGAGGUGGAGGAUAGAAUGCUGUCGAAGAUGAGUGAGAGAGAGAACGAGAUGAAGGUAACUAUAGAGGAGUUGGAAGAGCGGUUCGAGGGGCGCCUCAAUGGAGGGCAGUUGGAAGUCCGCAUGGAUGCAUUAUCGAGUGAGUUGGCGGACCUACGUGCCACCACUAAGGACUCUCUACAGUGCUUGGAUGCUGAAGUUAAGUUGGGAAUUGGAAGGCAGCCUUCAGAGGUGCAGACGGAGGCCUCCGAGGAGAUGGAGAGCACCAAUGCUGAGAUGUUGGCCACUUACAAGGAUGAGGUUUAUGUAGAAGAACACGAUUCUCGAAUAAGCACACUAUCUGCUACCAUUCAGGAGAUUUAUGCUAUGCUUCGCGAGUUCGUCGAAAGUGGUAUACCGGUGGUUGAAGGUAGUUAUGAGUUUGGUGGUAUCCGAGGUUCGUUCUUGAAAGAUUCAGAAAAGGCCCAUUCGAAUCCGGAUUAUGAUGAUAAGAAACAUAUGGUUGGGAAUAAAUCUGACUUGAUCAAUCGUAAUGCAUUAGCUCAUUCGGGGGUACUGGUGGCUCCAUCAGGCUUGGAAGGUCUUUUUAAAAGAGUGGAAAAGUUGGAGGGAUCGAGGGAUGCAUCACAGGGUUCAUAUAAGAUGGGAGAUGAUGAGGAGGUUAUGGUAGACGAGGAGGAGGAGGAGGAGAAAAUCGGAAUUAGAAUUCUCUUGAGGGAGUCCAGGAGUUGGGACGACAACCUUUUGGCAAGUACAGCUGAGGAUAUACGCCAUACGUUGAAGGUUCAUGAAGAUCGUCUAACCCUGGUGGAGGGCCGUAUUGCUGAUGCCAUGCAGGACCUUACUAAGGAGCAAGCUGAGCAUUUCAUCAAUCGGGGGACUUUGAAGAGCUCUCAGGCCUCACAAGUCCAGUCAUGUCCAGUCGGCAACAUGCAUCAUGAUGGUAGGCAUGCUCAUGCUAACCUAGUAGAUGAUAAACACGAGCAUGUUCUCUGA